GGUAAAUACGGAAGUGAUGGUCAUAUUCACGCCACGACUUGGCUUCUGCCCUGCCAACUGAGACAUAAGACAGAAAAAAAAAAGAUCUGGAAUGGCCAAGUCCGCGUAGAAGAUCACGCCGUGAGCAGACAUGAAAUCUGUGUUUGUUACUGUGGGCACGACAAGCUUUGACGACCUCAUCAAGGAAAUCACCUCCAUUGAGGCCAUUAAGGCAUUAAAGCAUCGCGGCUAUGAACGUUUGGUUCUCCAGGUGGGAAGAGGUGCCGUUCUGCCGGAUCCUAAGAACUUUCCGCACGUCACCAUGGAGGUUUUUCGCUUCAAGGACUCCAUAGCCAGGGACAUGGAACAGGCAGAUCUCAUCGUCAGUCAUGCGGGGGCCGGAAGUUGCUUGGAAGCACUGGGCGCUGGCAAAGCCCUGCUGGUGGUGGUCAAUGACAAGCUGAUGGACAACCACCAGGUGGAACUGGCCCGACAGCUGCACAAGGACUCGCACUUGCUCUACUGCACUUGCCUAACGCUGACAGAAACCCUGAAGAACAUGGACCUUUCCGUCCUUCAGCCUUUUGUGCCGGGUCAGCCAAAGAAAUUUGCAGACUUUAUGGACAAAGCACUUGGACUCAAGCUGGGUGAAGAUCCCGUGCCACUUUCAAGUGACAGCAGAAACAAACGCAUCCCAUUACGAGUGCCUUGGUAUCAUGUCAAAUCUGAAAGACCUCGCACCAGUAAAGGCAAUGAAGCAUCAUACUCAUAGAUCACUUCCUACACUUCUCAGCAUGUAAAAAUACACAUACAGUCAGUCAACCUUUGCUUGGCAAUGCAUCAUAUACUGUAGUGACCACAUUAUAAAAAAAAUAAUUGCUGGUUUUACCAUACCAACACCCUUUAAAGAUUUAGGCUUAUUGAAAACACACUUUUAAAGUAUUGGUUAGUGCGUGUUCUUAUUCUCGCCCUAAUCAUUUAACAUCACUUAGAGGAAAAAGAGACUUCUUUAUCCUGUACAAAUGAGAGGCACGAUGUGCUUGCCUCCAGUUGAAGUUGAUUGUAAAACUGAUACAUCCCAAAAGUAAACAUUACUCAUAUUAUUUUGUCUAACAAAGGUUUGCGAGCAUGUUAAUAGAUAGCAGAAAACAUUAUUGGACGGGCUAACAGAAAUGUGCAUGUUGGGGGUAUCAUGUCGCUCAAUUUUUUUUUUUUUUUAAGACAACUGUUGAUCAGGCUUUUGCUGAUGAUGAUCGCAAGGAAGAGAAAUGCUCACAUUUUGCUUACGUAUGGCUUUGAUUGAGAUAUUUCCAACUCUCUUAAUUCAGCACAGAGAAUAAUAAUAUUAAGCACUUGAGUCCCACCCCCACCUAGCUAGCAGAUGGCUCCUAACUGAUUGUUAGCCGUCUGCUUGUUCAGACCGGUUCUGCCAGCCUGUUCAAUAGGAUCCACAUGAUGUUUGCGCAAAGCCUCAAGUAAUUUAAUAAAGGUGGACACUCGCUCUUUCUCUCACGCUGUCGUGCGUGACGGCUAUUUUGUUUUUUCCCCUCCUUCCAUUGCGCUUCUUUUGACAUUUUGCAUUGCUGCCAGACAGUGAGUUGGUUGUACGAAGCAACUAGAAUAGAAUAGAUCUUUAUUGUCAUUGUCACACAUGUACAACGAAAUUUAAACUCUAUGUACACACACACACUUUUAUUUGGGGGGGGGGGCACAAUGACAGGAGUUGAAGGCUUACUGUACGGCUGUACUGUUAUUUAUAAUAAAUGGAUUUUUUUUUA
Syngnathus typhle (broad-nosed pipefish) is the source of this 1757-nucleotide messenger RNA. RefSeq lists its product as uncharacterized. The transcript has 6 exons. Gene Ontology annotation, biological process: dolichol-linked oligosaccharide biosynthetic process. The record is from RefSeq and is a predicted model, not a curated record. The coding region runs from base 131 to 751 and encodes 206 amino acids. Lineage: Eukaryota; Metazoa; Chordata; Actinopteri; Syngnathiformes; Syngnathidae. Gene Ontology annotation, molecular function: hexosyltransferase activity.